GUACAGUGGUGUUGUGGACGAGAUAUCAAGAACAACCAUGAGGACAGCGGUGCUGGUAGCGGUGCUGGCGGCGGUGGCGCUCGCCGAGGACACCAAGCAGGCCGAGAAGAAGCAGGAGAAGAGGGGGCUGGUCGACAUCGGCUACGGCUAUGGCGGCGAUCACGGGCUCAGCAGCCACAGCUACAGCAGCCUCGACCUGGGCGGCUACGGCGGCUACGGGCACGACCACGGCGCACACUCCCAUUCUGAGAGCGUCAAGACCAUCACCCUGACCAAGGAGCACCACGUGCCGUACCCCGUGCACCACGUCAAGCACAUCCCCUACCCGGUCAAGGUGCCCGUCGACCGUCCCUACCCGGUGCACGUCGACAAGCCCUACCCCGUUCACGUCAUCAAGAAGGUCCCCGUGCCGGUGCACGUCAAGGUCCCCCAGCCCUACCCGGUGCACGUCGAGAAGAAGGUCCCCUACCCCGUCAAGGUCCCCUACGAUGUUCCCCGUGCCGUUCCCGUUGAGAAGCCCUACCCCGUGUACGUCACCAAGGAGGUGCCCGUUCCCGUCGAGAAGAUCGUCCACGUCCCUGUCCACGUCCCCGUCGAGAGGCCCAUCCCCGUGCACAUUCCCGUCGAGAGGCCCGUCCCCUACCCCGUAGAGAAGCUCGUCCACGUGCCCGUGAAGGUGCCCGUCGACCGCCCCUACCCCGUCCACGUGCCCCAGCCCUACCCCGUGCACGUCGAGAAGGCUGUCCCCUACCCCGUCGAGAAGGCCGUGCCCUACCCGGUCCAGGUGCCCUACAAGGUGGCCGUGCCCCAGCCCUACCCUGUCAAGGUCGUCAAGGAAGUCCCGGUGCCCGUGCACAUCGAGAAGCACCACGGCCACGGACACUACGACUACUAAGCAAGACUGUGAUCACCCCUUCGCCAUCACCAUGUGAUCGCCAUCAUCCUGUCAUCGCCAUCACCACCUCCACGCACCUCAACGACGUGAAACUCCCCUCUUUCACCGUGAUAGCAAAGUAGGGAGUUUCGUUCCUUUCAUCCACACCAUCACGCACUUACUAAGAGUUACCAUUCACUUCAUCUUGUCUCUCUCUAUCUCUCUCCUUCUCUUUUGUAAUAUUUUUCUUCAAGGGCAGCGCCACGCCACGCCAUGCGAGGGCGCGGCGUAGUGCCGCACUGUACGUAUUUAAGGACGAGAACGGGUGUAAAUAAAAUAAAAACAAACAAGUGAGACGACGCCAAACCAAAAA
Molecule: messenger RNA, 1247 nt
Organism: Frankliniella occidentalis (western flower thrips)
Lineage: Eukaryota; Metazoa; Arthropoda; Insecta; Thysanoptera; Thripidae
Exons: 2
Coding region: 38-895 (285 amino acids)
Source: RefSeq, a predicted model, not a curated record